UAUAUAAGCCUUUGGCCUCUUCCGACUAGAUCUGUUUCUCUUGCUUCCCCUCUCCUUCUCUUCUUCCUCUUUUCUUUAGCUGUGAAGAAGAGGAAGGCGAGGAAGAGGUGGAGAGAACUCAUGAAAGCUCUCUUGCUUCUUGGGGUUUCGGUUCUGCUUCUCGUGAGGUCUUCUUGCGGCUUUGAGUGGUGGAAUGUGAGCGAGGUGCAAGCUGUGACUGAUGGAUUUGUUGGCGGGAAUCCUCUCUUUGUGGGUCUGACCCUCAUUCGAGGUGCCGAUGCUAAAGGAGCUGUAUGUUCGGAUGGGAGCUUACCGGGUUACCAUCUACAUCGUGGGUAUGGAUCAGGAGCAAACAGUUGGCUCAUCCAUUUAGAGGGAGGAGGCUGGUGCAAGGACAUAAAAACAUGUGUUUUCCGCAAGACAACUCACCGCGGUUCAUCAUACCAUAUGGAGAAGAUGAUACCAUUUACUGGAAUAUUGAGUAACAAGCGUGAAGAAAAUCCUGAUUUUUUUAAUUGGAACAGAGUCAAGGUUCGCUACUGUGAUGGUGCAUCAUUUCUUGGUGAAGGUUAUAAUGCGGCUGCUGGCCUAUAUUUUCGAGGGCAGCGUAUCUGGUUAGCUGCAAUGGAAGAUCUAAUGUCAAAGGGAAUGCGUUAUGCCAAACAGGCCCUUCUUUCUGGUUGUUCUGCUGGGGGACUAGCAUCCAUUCUGCACUGUGAUGAAUUUCGAGCAUUAUUUUCAGGAAGCACAAAAGUCAAGUGCCUUGGUGAUGCUGGAAUGUUUCUUGAUGCAGUUGAUGUUGCUGGUGGGCGAACCCUCAGAUCCUUCUUUGGAGGUGUUGUGAACUUUCAGGGGGCGGCAAAGAACUUGCCAAGGACUUGUACUUCUCGCAUGGAUGCAACUUCGUGCUUCUUUCCACAGAACAUUGUGGCCAAUGUUCGGACCCCACUUUUUCUUUUGAAUACAGCCUAUGAUGUAUGGCAGAUUCAGGAAAGUUUAGCUCCUAGAACAGCUGAUCCUCGUGGUUACUGGCGAGAAUGUAAAAUGAAUUAUGCAAAAUGUGAUGCAUAUCAAAUCCAGAUUCUGCAAGGGUUCAGGAAUCAAAUGCUUAAUGCUGUAAAAGGAUUCUCCAUGUCCGGGCAGCAUGGGUUAUUUAUAAAUUCAUGUUUUGCUCAUUGCCAAAGCGAGAGGCAGGAUACAUGGUAUUCAAAUAAUUCUCCCCUUAUCGGGAACAAGUUCAGUUUUCCAGGUUCAUUAUCAGAAGCUUUACAUUUUUCAGCAUUCACACGUAAUGGCUCUUUUAACAUACUACCUGCAAAAUAAGACCCAAAGAAAAUAACUACAAGAGAAAAACUCAAGAAACUUCGAGACAGAUAUAAAGUAACAAGAAGCAAUGGUGUUUAUCAUACAUGAAGAACCUUCACAGCUGGUUCAAUGUUGCUGCACAUUCUCAAAUGGACAUGGAGAUGUGUCAUUGAAAACUUCAUCUUGUUUAGCAAAUGUUUCUUGGUCGGUGCGAUGACUGACUGCUUGUUAGUACUCGACGAUGCAUAAUAUAUCAGUUAAUUGACCAAUCAAAAGACUAUACACAACCACAUAUCAGUGAAUUGAUUUACUCAACCCCUGUAUCUUUUUCAAGAGAUUUCUGCCAUUACAUGGCACUACUUAUUUGGCCUCGAUGGCAAUCAUGUAUGCAAAUGAGUACCCAAUAGAGUGUGCACAAGAGUAGUGUUUUGAAAAAUCUUUUUUUUUUUGUUCCUUUUUAUCAAAUUAUAUAUGAGCCUAAAGGCUGAUACAAAGGACCUUGGUCUCUAGCACAAGGGCAAAAUAUCUCAUCACUAGUUUCAGUGCAGAAUUAGUUCCAAGAGACUCCAUCUCGUCAUCAACCUCCAAGGAUGUCACCCCUUUCACAGCUUGAAACCCCAUGCUGCUUGAGUCGAUGCAAUGCCUCCAAACGGGCGAGUGCAGCAACCACUUGGACUGGAGCUAUGUGGAAAACCUCCAAAUCACCAUGCUAUAUUCAAUACUCUUUUUUCUUUGUAUAUAUGCUCCUAGUUUUAUCUAAUCAUCCACCACAUUAUUUACAAAAAAGAAAAAAGAAAAAAACGAGAAAAAAGGGAAA
This is a messenger RNA of Phoenix dactylifera (date palm), 2122 nucleotides long. Its product is annotated as pectin acetylesterase 12. Gene Ontology annotation, cellular component: plant-type cell wall. Gene Ontology annotation, biological process: cell wall organization. Gene Ontology annotation, molecular function: pectin acetylesterase activity. Lineage: Eukaryota; Viridiplantae; Streptophyta; Magnoliopsida; Arecales; Arecaceae. The record is from RefSeq and is a predicted model, not a curated record.